Pieris brassicae (large cabbage white) is the source of this 1380-nucleotide messenger RNA. Its product is annotated as MYG1 exonuclease. The transcript is spliced from 4 exons. NCBI's taxonomy places the organism in Eukaryota, Metazoa, Arthropoda, Insecta, Lepidoptera, Pieridae. The record is from RefSeq and is a predicted model, not a curated record. The coding region runs from base 150 to 1235 and encodes 361 amino acids. Gene Ontology annotation, cellular component: nucleus; cytoplasm.
UUCUUUAGGUUAUGCCCAUAGCCUAGUGCUUGUCCGCUUUUAUUAAAAAAAAUCGUUAUUUGUAUUUUGCAGUUUGUAAUACCAUGUGUUAGAACAUGUAUUAUUUGUAGUUAGAUGAAUGAAAUUGCAAACGAAUUACCUGUUCGGUUAUGUUUAAAGUCCCGGCACGUAUAAUUACUAUUUUAGCGACCUCUCAAAGAUAUCGUAAUAUAAGCAUAACUUCUCAGUUACUUAAAGGUAUUGGUAUUAUGAAGGUUGGAACACAUGAUGGAGUCUUUCAUUGUGAUGAAGUUCUCGCCUGCUAUAUGCUCAAACUCCUUCCUGAAUACAGUGAUGCAAAAAUUGUUCGCACUAGAGAUUUGGAAAAACUUAAAAUGUGUGAUAUAGUAGUUGAUGUUGGAGCCGAGUUUGACCAUGAAAGAAAAAGAUAUGACCAUCAUCAACGAGAGUUCAAAGAAACAUUAAGUACACUAAAGCCAGAACUUGGUAAUAAGUAUAAAAUUAAGUUAAGUUCUGCUGGACUUAUUUAUGCAUUUUAUGGUGAAAAGAUUAUCCAAUCCCUUGCACCAAAACAGUGCCCCUUACUUCCAGACAACCUUCAAAUUAUUUUUAAAAAAGUGUAUGAAUAUUUUAUAGAGGAAAUGGAUGCUAUAGACAAUGGAGUACCUAUGACAGAUGAGGAGGAACCAAAGUACAAAAUAAGAACACAUUUAAGUGCUAGAGUUGGCAAGCUGAACGCUGAAUGGAAUACAUUGCAAACUAGUAAUGUAGAUGAACUUUUUGAAAAAGCAAUGAAAAUGGUCAGCGAGGAAUUCUUAAAUGUAGUUAACUAUUUCAUAUCUGUCUGGCUUCCAGCAAGAGACUAUGUUAAAACUGCCUUAGAAACACGAUUUGAAGUGCAUAAGUCUGGUAAAAUUUUGGAGUUUAAAGAACGGUUUCCAUGGAAAGAACAUUUAUUUGAUUUAGAAGAAGAAAUGGAAUUGAUUGGAGAAGUUAAUUAUGUUGUUUUUAAUGAUAAGCCAAAAUCUUGGAGAGUCCAAGCUAUACCUGUAGCACCAGGUAGUUUUGUUACAAGAAAACCAUUGCAUGAAAAGUGGUGGGGUGUCCGUGAUGAUUUACUAUCAGAAGUUGCUGGUAUUAAAGACUGUGUAUUCUGUCAUAGCACAGGUUUUAUUGGAGGAAAUUGUACAAGAGAAGGUGCAAUAGCCAUGGCAGAAAAAAGUUUAAAUGCUUGAUUUUAGAGACUAAACUUAUUGUACCAAAACUAUUUCAGAUGCUCUUAAUUUUAUAGGAAAAUUGUUUUUUUACACUUCUUUUUAAUUUCACAAUAUAUGCAUUAUACAAUUUAUUUUUAGUUGAUGUGAAUUCAUUACUGAUAUU